Molecule: messenger RNA, 7732 nt
Organism: Dermacentor andersoni
Lineage: Eukaryota; Metazoa; Arthropoda; Arachnida; Ixodida; Ixodidae
Molecular function (GO): protein binding
Source: RefSeq, a predicted model, not a curated record
UACAGAAGACGUAAGAUGUCUUUCAAAAGAAGGUGCAUUUGAAUGUAUAUACGUGUAUUUUGCUCGUCUCCGGUGUAAGGCGGGCAGGCAGACAGCGGAAGCCAGCAUCGAUAUACAGGGCUAUCAACGCUCUAGGGCAUUGCGGUAAUGGCAAGCUCCUUUUGGAUGCCGGCCAAGUAGGCACAAGUUUCUUUCACAAAAUACAUGAGAAACACGGUGAUACGCGCCCUACAAAGCGCCGUUACUGCCCCAACGCUCGCAUUUUGCGCGCGAUGCAUCCGCUCAACAGCGCGAACAAUUGAAUAGCGAGUGGCUGAAUUAUGAAUGGCUAAAUAAAAAAAAAAAAAAACGAAAACAUUUUUCCGAGAACGAGUGUGCCCUACGGGGCGUUUAAAAUCGUGCCUAUGAAUUUUCUUGAGCUGUAUCAGGCACCACAGUAAUCAACACUACUGAUAGGGACUAUGUUAUUGAGCGGAAGGCUUCUGUUGCGCAUGCGCUGGGAGUCCGGCCGGCAUCGUCAUUGUUCGUUUUUUUCUCUCAUGUGAGUGUGUAUGGCGGGAGAACGAAGGAAGCGCGAACCUUGAAGAAUAAGUUGAGGAUUCCAUUUUUCGGAAAUUCAAACUUGACCGCGAAAACCGUUGCGCGCGCAACGGCCGCGCAAACCAGAGAUGGUUUGGUAUCCGAAGAUUUUUGCCAUUAAAAAGAAAGGGGCAACGGGCACGGAGCUCCCGUUUCCAUCGGGGCGUUGCUCAAUCGGCGGGGACCCCUCCUGUGACGUACAGAUACGGAGCGCGGGAUCAGCACACUGCCUCCUUCUCGUUGACGCAAACAAGCAGGCCCAUGUUGUCAACGUCGCUGGUACAAAGGAAGUUCUAAGGAAUGAUGAACACGUUCCAAAUCAGGCUUUCUUGAGCCAUGGUGACAUUGUGACAGUUGGCUCACGCCAGUUCCGAUUUGAGUGGGUGUCCACGCAGAAGAAAGAAGGAAAACAAACUUCACCUGCUGCCACUGGUUCUCAGCAGCGCAAAGGAGGCCCAAGAGAGAGUUCAACAAUGGAAAAUGACAUGGGCAAAGAGAGUCCAGCUGUGCAACAGGUGCACGGGACACCUGGUGUCGCUACACCUACAACUAGCUUCUUUGACCAAUCACUUUACAAGACACCUUGUAUCCCAACAGAAGUGUUUGUAUCACCUCUGUCUGCAUCCAACUCAAGUAAUGCUGGCCAUCAAAUUGAAAGGCGAAGCCGUUCCAGGAGUGCUGUAGUGCAUGGAGCUGCAAGGAAUGGUGAAGCCACUGUGCAUGCUAAGAGGCUGUCUUGGAAUGAUGGUCUGCCAAACUCUCCUAGUGAACUGUCAGACUCCACUGGUUCUCGUAAACUCUUGAAAGCAAAAAGACAAAGUGCUAUUGCAACCACCUUUCCCACACCAAUGCAAGGUGUAGGCUCUCCUAAAGGGUUUGAUGGUUCUGGCAUUGACCCAGUUGCCGAAUCUUCAGUCAAUGGCCAACUGUAUGACUCAUCAGAUUCAACACCUUUAAUAGAUGAGCCAAGAAUGCGUGCAAUGCGCUCAAGAAGUUCUUUAGCUAGCAUGGCAGACACCUCUGCUGAGCAUGAACGGUCUGCAUCACUCAGGAGACUGAGCAAGAGCCUGGUGAAAAGACGCCAGAGUUCCGAAAUUACCGCAGAGGAGAAUUCUCCCAAACUGAGGCGGCAAAAUGACUGUGAAGAUGCACAGGAUAUGUCUUUGGCCAGUCACAAUGAUUGUAAUGGACAGUCUGUUUCCAGAAAAUCACUGGGCGAAAACUCUGUGGAAGAGUGUACAACACAUAUCAAGGAUCUUGCAACAUCAGGCACAGCUAGUGGAAUUCUUGUUGCCAGUACCCCAGUUGCAGGUGUGAUUUCAAGAAAUAGGAUGAAAACUGGCAGUGCCCGAAAAAGUAACAAGUUGCUGUGGCAGGCGCAGGCAAACAGAUCUGUUUAUUCCACUCCAGAGCUACAGAACAGCUGCCCAGCUUCUAGUGCUGCCACACCUGAACUGUCAUUCUUAAGUAGCCGUAGCAGUUCUCGCAUGGCACUUCGAAGGUUCAAAGGGAAUCAGUCACUGGAUGGGUUGCAGACAUCCAACAUUUUGGAUGACACCUUAGGCUGUGAGUUGAUGUUCAAAACGCCUGGAUCAUCAUUUAACUUGAGUGCCACAAAAGAACUCAACUCUAAAGGAAACGGGAUGGUUCAUGAUGUGUCUGAUUCUUCAGCACAUAAUGAACCUGCCCACAAGUCAUUGGUGAAUGCUUCACAGGCCACAGAUACAAGCUUAUUGCACACCUCUGGAAGAAGGCGAAGCACUGCUUUGACGAAGAUGUCUGAACAUAAUGAUGUGCCAGAGCUUGAGAUGGUUGGCACAUCAUCAAGUUUACACAGCAUGAACACUGCUGUGGAGAAUAGCUUCAGCAUGACUCGUGCAAGGUCCAGCCGCACAUCAGUAUCAAAGAAAGUGGACUCUGAGGUACUAGAGGGUGGUGUGUUUAGCACACCGAAUGCUUUGAAUGCUUCAAGAGCUAAGCGCACUCCUGCAUCUAAAAAAUCGGGUGAAGAGACCACAAAGCAAGGAGUGGUUGCCACUCCGCAGUCCCUUAAAGUUUCAAACGCUAAGCACACUCCAGCUUCAAAGAAGACAAAGGAAGAGGAGGUCCCAGAGCAAGAAAUUCUAGGCACGUCAUUGUCAGAACAUGUCAGUUCAGGCAAUGUCGAUGUUGCUCUGGGGGAUUCCUUUGAGUACGGCAGCGCUCCAGCGUCAAUGAAUGUAAUUGCAGGCAAGCCUGAGGUAGUUAGCACACCUAGCAACUUAAGUGCUUCAAGGUCUAAGCGGACACCGACUUUGAAGAAGGCUAACAAAGAAACACCAAAGCAAGAGAUGUCGGGCACCUCGGAGUCUGUGAAUAUUCUUGGAACAAAGGGAACACCAGCUGUGAACCAUGUGAAUGAAAAAGAACACAAUGCCACAAGUAUGUCUUUAUUUAAAGAUACGAGUUCAAGCGACAUAGAUAUUGCUCUGGGAGAGCCUGUCGGCUCUGCAAGCGCCGCUAGAUCUGGUCGUGUGUCGGCUUCAAGAACACCAGCUUCAAGGAAACCAAACGAGAAGUUGCGUGACCAGGAGAUUAUCAAUACUCCACGGAUGAAAAAUAAACUAGUUUCAGAUAAAAUGGAUGGAGAGAACCCACAGCAGGGGAUUGGUUACAGAACUAAUGGAUACACGACUGUGGAAAACAGGGAUGCUGUUUUGGAAGAGUCGUUCAGGUCAAGGAGCACGAGAUCUAGCCGCACACCAGCCUCGUACGUGGUACACAUGGACACCCCAGAGCUCGUAACUGUAGGCACGCCAAACAGUUCUAAUGCUUCAAAAGCGAAGCGGACUCCAGCUUUGAAGAAAGCAAGCAAAGAGGGAUCAAGCCCAAUAGAAGUGGACACUCCAGGGCCCUUGAACAUCUCGGGACCUCACGAAAUUGUUGCCUCAAAGGAAGUUGGGGGUUUUGAACAGCACGCAGUAAGUGCUCAGAUAUCAGACAGCAUGGAUGUCGCUGCAGGUGAGCCUGUGAGGACAAGAAGGUCCAGUCGCAUGCCCGCCUCAAAGGAAGCAAAUGAGGAGGUACUGGAGCAGAAAGCACUUGGCACACCAGAUACACUUAAUAUUUCAUCGGCAAAGUGUACGCCAGUAUCUGCGAAGACAAAUGACUCUUCAAGGCAAGAGGUGGUGAACACUCUGCACUCCAAGAGAGUUUCAGUCUAUAAGCAAACACCAGCUUCAAACAAGGCAAAUCGAAAGGCUUCAGAGCAGGAGACAAUGGGAACAUCUCCAUUUAAGCAUUUGACUUCAGGCAACACAGAUGUUUUGAAAGAACCUGCCAAGACUAGAGAUACAAGGUCCAGCUGCACACCAUCCUCAAAGGAAGCAAAUACAGAGAUUCCAGAGCAGGACGCAGCUGGCACACCAGGCACAGCCACUUCUUCGAAAGCCAACUGUACCACACCAUUUUUGAAAGGUGCGGAAGAGACAAAGGAGGGAGGUGUAGCACAGUCCAUCAGAACUUCAGGAGCUAAGCGGACACCUGCCUCAAAGAAAGUUCAGCAAAAUGAGGCUGCAGAGUCAAAUUUACUGGACACAUCACCAUUGAAACAUCCGACUUCAGUCGGUAUGCAUGUUGAUCUGGAAGAGUCUGUAAGGACUAGAAGUGGCAGGUUGAGCACUGCUCCGGCAUUAAAGAGUCCAAAUGCAGAGGUGCCAGGGCAGGACACAGUCAGCACACCAAGCACUUUGAUUUGUUCAAGAGCUACACGCACACGAGAAUCUACGAAUGAAGAGACUACAAAACAAGGUGUGGCAGACACUACCAAGUAUUCUAGAGCUUCAGGAGCUAAGCAUACUCCAGCUUCUAAUAAGCUGAACCAAGAAAGUGAACCCUCGGAGCAGGAGUCAUUAAGCACAUCGCCAUCCAAACAUGUGACUGCAGGUGUUACUGAAGUUGCUGUGGCAGAGUCUAUCAAUAAAAGGCACUCAAGGACCAUUCGCACGCCAGUCUCAAAGAAAGCCAGUGCAGAGGUGUCGCAAGAGGAAGCUGUUGGCACACCAAGUACACGGAAUGCUUCAAAGGCUGAAUCCACACUAGCAUCUGAUAAGAAUUUGCAGUCCUCCAGAAUUUCAGGAGCUCGGAAAACACCAGCUUUAAACAAGAGAAAUCAAGAGGGAAAUGCAACUGAACAGGAGACAAGAGGCACAUUACCAUUGGAAGAUGCAACUUCAGACAAUACAUAUGCUGCUGUGGAAGAGUCUGUCAGAAAGGGAAGUGCGAGGUUGAGCCACACAAUGGCAUCGAGGAAGCUGAGUGCAGAAAUGCCAGAGCGGGAUAUAAUCCGAACUCCAAGUACUGCGAGUGCUUCAAGAGCCAUGCGCAUGUCUGCCUCCACGAACGAAGAAAUUGCAAAACAAGAUGCGGUGGACACUCCAAGGCCAUUCAGAGCUGCUGAACUAAAACAAACACCAGCUUCAACCAAGGCAAACAAAGGAACCCCACAGCAUAAGACAGGAGGCGUAUUUCCAUCUAAAGAUGAGACCAUGGGCUUGUCACCAUUUAAGCAUGAGGCUUCAGGUACUGGAGAUGUUGCAGAUGAAGCGUCUGUAAAAACAGGUAGAAGGCCUAGCCGCACAUCAACAUCAAGAAAACUGAAUUCCAAAGUGUCACAGAAACACGCAGUAGACACACUUGACACCUUGAAUGCUUCAGGAGUUAACAGCACUUUAGUAUCCAAGAAGACAGAUGAGACAGCGCAGCUAGAUGUAGGCAGUCUGCAGUCUUCUAGAGCCUUAAGGGCUAAGCGGUCAUUGGCUCCAAACAAGGUGAAUGAAGUGAAAGAGGCACCAAUGCAGGAGACAGUUGCUAGUUCCCCAUCCAAGCACAUCAUUUCAGACAGCACAGAUAUCGCUGGAAAAAAGCUAUUUGGGCGAAGGAGUGCAAGGUCUAGCAGCACGACAGCUUUGAAAAAUGGUGAGCAAGAGAAUUUGCAGAACAAGGCAACAGGCACACCUAACACAAGUUUUUCAAUCGAUAAACAAGUGACAUUUGUGAGGGAGCCAAAUGAUGUGAGCAUAGAGCACAAGGCUGUAGAUGCUCCAAUCAAGAGAGCUAAACACACACCGGCUUCAACCAAGCUAUGCAAAGAGCAGGAGGUACCUGGACAGGAGACUGCUAAUGAACCUUUAUCUGCUGCUGUGGAAGAGUCUGUCAGGCCUACAAGAAGUCGGUCCAGCUGCACAUUGGCAUCAAAGAAGGUAUCUGUAGGUGCCCCAGACCCAGAGGCGGGAGUAGGAGACAAGCAGAUAGCAUUGUCAGGGAAGGCAGAUGAGGCAAAGAAGCAAGAAGUAUUUGCUACUCCAAAGUCUUCAAAAGUUUCGGGAGAUAUGCAGAAACCAGCCUCGGGCAAUGUGACAGUAGAAGACACGCAGCAUGAGGCAUUGGAGUCGCAAUCUGAAUGUGGGACUUCAAAUGGUGCAGAUAUUGCUGUGGAAGGUUGUGUCAUGAAAAAGAGUGCAAGGGCUAGCGGCACACCAGCUUCAGAGAAGACAAAUUUAGAGACAGUGAAGCUUGAGGCAGUUGGCGCACAAAGCAGUUCAAGAUCUAAGCGGACAGUUGCCUCUAAGGUUAGUGGAAAGCUCACAGAGUCGUUGAAUGCUGGAAAACCUAGACGUAAGCCAGAGUCAUGCAAUGUGAAUGACCAGGAUGAAGCACCAGAGCAAGAACUGAUAGGCAUGUCGCCAUCUGAACAUGUGGCUGCAGACAUAACAGAUAUUGCAGUGGAGAAAACCCCCACCAGGAGUGUCCGGUCAAGCUCCACACCAGCUUCAAGGCACAUGGAUGCAGACGUAGCAAAGUUUGAGAGUGUGGGCAUGCGAAGUUCUCCAGGAGCUAAGCGUACACCAGCUUCAAAGGUCACAAAUGAUCUUGACCAAGAGAGAAUUGACACUCUGAAAUCCUCGAAAGCUGCGGGAGCUAAACGAACAUCAGUUACUGAAAAUUUCAAUGAAAAAGAAGAGCCAUCAGCACAGAUUAACAAUGUCAAUGUUGCAUUGGAGGGCUCUGCCAGGCCUGUAAGAAGCACGAGGUCAUGCCGUACUGUGGCUUCAAGAAAAGUAAAUGUUGAAGUCUCUGAACAGGAGACUGCAGAGCAGCCACACCAGAAAGCAUCUAGAGCUAAACGUACACAGGUUUCAAGGAAAGUAAAUGAAGAAUGUGAGGCCCCAGUUUCAUUAGUUGAACCACUUGCAGAAAAUGUGGUUUCAUCUGAAAAGGAACCCGCAAAAAGUACUGUAAAGGGUCGAAGAAAGCGUGCAACCGCUGUCGAGCAGGAAAAAGAACGAGACCAAAACUGUGAGCCAGCCGAGAUUUUAUCGUCUCCGAGAAUGCCUGAGCAAGAGCGAAAAGAUGAAGUGGUCACACUUCCACCGACCUCUACUACAAAGCGAGGGCGAGGAAAGCGUGCAACUGCUGUCAAGCAGGAGAAAGAACAGGACCAAAACUGUGAACCAACGGAGACUUUAUCGUCUCAGAGAAUGCCUGAGCAAGAGCGAAAAGAUGAAGCCACACUUCCACCGACCUCUACCACAAGGCGAGGGCGAGGAAAGCGUGCACUUCCUUUGCUAGAGGAAGGUGUCGAAACUAAGCUGAGCACUGUUGAAGACAAUGUUGGCACUCUUCAAAAGAAAAGGGGCCGUCCACCAAAGCAAGUGGCUCCUUAUGUGGAAGUAUCGGAGCAGAAUGACGCUGAAGAGCCGAGCAAGAAAGUGGGCGUAUCCUCAAAGAGCACAAAAUUGCGCCGUGUUGCCUCAUCACAGCAAGAAAAAAAUGACGAGGCUCCAGCAAAUAGUGUUUUAUGUACCGAGGAAGCAAUGGUAGCAGCAGCAUCAUCGCGAAGGAGCAAGCGUAAGGUCGCUGAAGUGACUGCCACUGACAUUGACCACAGCACGGCAGAGGUUACUCCAAAGAAAACCAGGGGAAGGCGUGCCAAAGCUGUGGAGAGCGUGCAUGUUACCGAGCAGGGCUCUGCUGUUAAGACAUUGAAGAAUGAGCAAGCCGAAGAGAUGGCACCUGCAAAAAGGACACGGAAGAGGUUGUAAGGAUACUUUUGCUUCCAUUUUUACUAUUUUACUUUUUAACUUGCAAUAAAGGCAUAUACUUCCAUACAGGA